UUUCCCAUCACUAUCGGACAUCACUAAUUAUAGAUGUUUUUUUUCGCAUAGUAUAGAUGUUAUUAUAGAUUAAAGAUAUUUCAAUCGUUGUUUUUUUUCCAGAUUCAAAAGAGCUGUUUGCGAAAGUUUUCAAAAAUAUCUUUUCGGGUUUAAAAAUGCUUGUAUUUCUAUUUCAACUACUGUUAAUCAUGUAUGUUAGUUGUGGUCCUGAAGAAGACGAAGGUGUAAGAUAUGCGAGUAGAUGUGAAGCAUGCAAGAUUCUAGCUACAGAAUUAGAAGCGCGUCUUACUGAAACCGGACGAUCCCACGACGUAUUAGAGCUCGGGUAUUCUAUGGAUGAUGUAAAACCAAAAAAACGUACUGAUUAUCGUAGAAGUGAACUGCGUUUGCUGGAAUCUAUGGAAAAUGUAUGCGACCGUAUUUUGGAGUAUAACAUUCACAAAGAACGACAGGAUAGUACAAGAUUUGCAAAAGGCAUGUCUCAAACGUUUCAAACAUUACAUGGAUUGGUAGAUAAAGGAGUAAAGGUUGAUCUUGGUAUUCCUUUCGAGCUAUGGGAUAAGCCGUCAGCAGAAAUUACUCAAAUGAAAACUCAAUGUGAAACAAUGCUUGAAAACUUCGAAACCGUCAUUGAGCAAUGGUAUUUCGACAAACAGGGAGAGAUUUCGUUAGUAAAAUUUUUAUGUGAAAAUGAAGUAUUGAAAGGCAGGAAUAGUGAAUGUUUAUAUGAAACUUUGGCACACCCAGAAUUAGAUGUGAAAGUAAAGGAUAGUAAAAAAAAAAACGAAGAACUAUAAAAGAUUUACAAAACGACCAAAACUGUUUAGCCACCAUUUUACAUAAAACAGCCAAACAUGGAUUAUAUAUAUUAUGGCGGCAAUGAUUUCUAUGAAAUAAAAAAUUGACUUCCGAA
Wyeomyia smithii (pitcher-plant mosquito) is the source of this 913-nucleotide messenger RNA. RefSeq names its product protein canopy homolog 4 (gene CNPYb). Gene Ontology annotation, cellular component: endomembrane system. The record is from RefSeq and is a predicted model, not a curated record. NCBI's taxonomy places the organism in Eukaryota, Metazoa, Arthropoda, Insecta, Diptera, Culicidae. The transcript has 2 exons. The coding region runs from base 156 to 797 and encodes 213 amino acids. Gene Ontology annotation, molecular function: signaling receptor binding.